Apodemus sylvaticus (European woodmouse) is the source of this 2416-nucleotide messenger RNA. RefSeq names its product zinc finger protein 706 (gene Znf706). The record is from RefSeq and is a predicted model, not a curated record. Lineage: Eukaryota; Metazoa; Chordata; Mammalia; Rodentia; Muridae. The transcript has 4 exons. Bases 247 to 477 code for a protein of 76 amino acids.
UGGGAGUGCGGCGCGGCGUGCGCGGGCACGAGCGACGGGCCUGCCUCGGGCUCAGGCGCGGCGGGCGCGCGCUGCGGCGGGUGUGCGAGGCGCGGGCUGUUGUGCUCCCGGCUCUGCUCGGUCCUUCUUCUGCGGGUGGCGGAGGCCCCAAGCGGUGCGGGGCUCGACCCUUCCUUCCCUGCUCGUCCUGCCCAGCUCUUCUCGCGCUGCGCGGUCUCUCGGACGCCAGACCGGCCCGGCCCGGAUAUGGCUCGUGGACAGCAGAAGAUUCAGUCUCAGCAGAAAAAUGCCAAAAAGCAGGCUGGACAAAAGAAGAAGCAAGGACAUGACCAAAAGGCUGCUGCCAAAGCUGCCCUAAUAUACACCUGCACCGUCUGUAGGACACAAAUGCCAGACCCCAAGACCUUCAAGCAGCACUUUGAGAGCAAGCACCCUAAGACUCCACUUCCUCCAGAAUUGGCUGAUGUCCAGGCAUAAAGUUGUUUACAGGUGAAUUCAUGACACCUUUGACUCUUCUACUGUCUCAGACCUUAGGUAACAAACCUGCAGCUGCUUUUUUAAACAAACUGUUGAUCAGCAAAAAAUAAAGGGGCUACAGAAACACUCACUUUUAUGCUGUUCCCUUUGGGCGUCAUGCAAAGACAAUUCUGUGUAAAUGUACAGUUGACUCUGGUGUGGAAAUCUGAAAAAUCAGUCCAUUCUUGUUAUAAAAAUUUUUUUACAAUUGUAAUUAUAUUGAUGUUCAUAUUGUGUAAAAUAACUCAUUUAAUAAAGUAGUGCUUUGAUUUUACAACACCGCAGGAUAAAUGGUUCUAGAAAUUCUGUUCUAACUUUCCUUAUUAUUUGCCUUAUUAUAAAAAACAAAUUGAUCAGCUAAUGUUGCAAGAGCAGUUCUCUCCCUUUCUCAGCUCAGUGGCAGGUUUGUUAACUAGAGCAGACUCAUUCAUUAAAUCGUGCACAUGAUUCUAUUGGCAGCUGAUGCGGGGUAAAGAAUGGCUUAUCUCUGCUUCCGUGCAUUCACAGUUACAGGCCAUUCCCCACUUCUGAUCAUUUCCUGUGUAUCCACCUGGGAGUCAUUGUAGGUGACAGAUUCAAUUCAUAAAAUUGGCAGGGUUGCCAGUGAGCCCUUCUGGACAACAUAUGAAGGAACAAUGUGAACUGUAAAGGCCUUUGUCUUACAAUGGGUCUUUACAAAUUGUUCAAAUUCUUUCAUUUGAAAUUGAACUAUAAUUUUUGAAGGAUUUGGAAGUUAUUUAGCUAAUUUUAUGAGUGGAUUUUUGCAUUUAACAAGAUUAGAAUGAUUUGUUCCAGGUUAAUUCCCAGAACAUUCUUUGUCUUUCAAAUAAAACUCUAACUUUAGAGACUUAGUGCUGGCUCCUGAAAUCAAAGCCUGUCUAAUCUGCCUUCCACCUGAACUAGCAAAGCAUUUUGGGAUGAAGUAAACUCUGCCAGUGAAGGAAGAAUAACUAGUUCUGGUGUUGUAGUUUAUAAGCAAGUCUGCUGUAACUCAGCUUAAGUUUAGAAAUUGAUGUAAUGGGAAGAGCAUUACUACUGACAGCUGCUUAGAGCUGCGGCCCUGACCUGUGGGUAACAGAUGGAUCCCUCGUGAUGUAGCCGGGCAGUCAGUUAGUGGACAGGAUGGCAUACUCUGACCACCUGGCUCAUGCCACUGAGCUUGAAGGAGGGUGACUCAAGGGAGAGUCUUAGUGCUGGUCAUUUGCACAGCAGCCCUGUCCCCAGCCUCACAGAAGUACAGUUCAUCUGUUUAAUUAAUUUCCUGCCUCUUACACUUGGUAUCCACUGUUUGCUAAAAUGUUGCUGACUAGAGUUAGAGUUUUACCUGUUUUCUUGUGGAUCUUACAGACAUUCUAGUUAAAUGGCAAUUUUAGAGCUUUACACUGAUGUACGUUUCUUUUAGUAACAAAACUGGUUAUUCAGAGCCUGAUCGCAAUUUUUGGUUUAAUUCUUUUUGUUUGUUUCACUGUUGUAAUUCAGAAUAAAACAUUUUCAGUCGUAUUUACCUGUUGUAUGAGCAGCUGAAGACACCGUAUUUCACUCUGUAUCUCAGUGGUAGGGAGUAGAUAAUGGGUCUUCGCUCUGAGCAUGGAGAUUGCCAGCAUGGUCCUAUUCUGUGUUUCAGUCAAGUCUGCUGUAAGGAGAAAAUGACAACUCGAACAUCUUUGUAAUUAAGUUUGCAGAGUCUCUUAACAGACAAGUUUGUUUAAAAACUGUUUUGCUGUCUUCAAGGGUGGUAUAACAUAGCAAGAGGGGACUGAGCUAUGUGUACUCUGUAUUGGUUGUCGAAGGAUGGGGUUCACAUACACUUGUCUCCAUUCUCGGCCCAUGGUUAGCUGACACACUGGGACCUCACGUGUGCUGUAAUGUCUUAUUAAAGAAGAUGUUAAAGAAAAUGAAA